AUGUUUUAUUUGCCCAAAUCCCAUGCACAUAUUUCCACGUGUACAUUUCAACCGUCUGAGGAAAAAAUUAAGAUUGGUGAGACAUGUUCGAGCUCAAGCGGCAAUUGCGACGCCGGCUUAAGCUGCGCCACUUGCCCUGCAAACGGCAACACCCGGCCACGGUGCACUAGCCUUCAGCCGAUAAUUCCCACCACGAAGGUAAAGGGCCUGCCUUUUAAUAAGUAUUCAUGGCUAACGACCCACAACUCGUUUGCCCGGACAGGGUCGAAACCGGGUGCUGGCUCCUAUCUUCUUGCUCCGACCAAUCAGGAGGACUCUGUUACUGAUCAGCUCAAAAAUGGCGUUCGAGGUCUAAUGCUCGACAUGUACGACUUCAACAACGACAUCUGGUUGUGCCACUCGUUUAACGGCAAGUGUCUCAAUGUAACCGCAUUUCAACCUGCAAUAAACGUGUUGAAAGAAAUUGAAGCUUUUCUCCGUAGAAACCCGACUGAGAUCGUCACCAUUUUUAUUGAGGAUUAUGUAUCAUCUCAAAAUGGCUUGACAAAAGUGUUCGACGCAUCCAAGCUCAGUCAGUAUUUGUUUCCACUUUCUGAGAUGCCCAAAAACGGUGGAGAUUGGCCCACUGUGGAUAGUAUGGUCGAGAAGAAUCAUCGGUUGGUCGUUUUCACCUCGAAAAAGUCAAAGGAGGUGUCCGAGAAGAUCGCUUAUGAAUGGAAUUACGUGGUGGAAAAUCAGUAUGGAGAUGAGGGGAUGACUGGUUCCUGCCCGAGCCGUUCAGAAUCUCCACCAAUGAACACACCUUCGAGAUCUUUGGUCCUUAUGAAUUAUUUUCCGACGAAUCCUAAUGCAUCACAAGCUUGUGCUGACAACUCUGCUGACCUGCUUAAAAUGUUGAAAACCUGCUUCGAAGCAGAUGGAAAACGCUGGCCGAAUUUCAUUGCAGUUGAUUUCUAUAAAAGGAGUGAUGGAGGAGGAGCCCCGCAAGCCGUUGAUGAGGCAAAUGGGCAUUUAACCUGCGGCUGUCAUCACCAUCCCGCAAGACACACACACAAAACAUAUUCUCCUGAGUUACACAUGCGGCCACACCGUUCUCCGCCGCCGAUCGCCGCCGCCUGCAACUCAAUACCGCUGCCCACGUCCGCAGAAGCUCCCUGA
This is a messenger RNA of Striga hermonthica, 1158 nucleotides long. NCBI's taxonomy places the organism in Eukaryota, Viridiplantae, Streptophyta, Magnoliopsida, Lamiales, Orobanchaceae. The record is from the annotation of a GenBank genome assembly.